Molecule: messenger RNA, 3054 nt
Organism: Cricetulus griseus (Chinese hamster)
Lineage: Eukaryota; Metazoa; Chordata; Mammalia; Rodentia; Cricetidae
Source: RefSeq, a predicted model, not a curated record
AUGGAUUUAAUCCCAACCUUCUUGCUCCGUUUCUUGCUCCUGGCCUGCAGCCUUUCACCGGGCGCCGUGUCACUCCGAACCGCUCUGCGAAAAUCAGGCAAGUUGGGACCUCCUCUUGAGAUCAAGCUGGGAGCCUUGAACUGCACAGCUUUCAGCAUCCAGUGGAAAACACCGAAGCAUUCUGGUAGACCUAUCACUGGAUACACGGUAUUCUUCUCUGAGGUUGGUUCAGACAAGUCCCUCCAAGAGCGGUCACAUAAUGUACCUGUUGGCCAAGAUACCCUAAUCACUGAGGAAGUGAUUGGAGAUUUGAAGCCAGGCACUGAAUAUCGAGUGAGCAUAGCUGCUUACAGCCAGACUGGCAAAGGGAGGCUUAGCUUUCCUCGGCAUGUGACCACUUUGUCUCAAGAUUACUGCCUGCCCCCUGAUGCACCCCAGCAGCCACAUGUCCUUGUGGUUUCUGAUUCUGAAGUGGCCCUCUCUUGGAAACCUGGAGAAAAUGAGGGAAGUGCCCCAAUUCAGUCCUACUCUGUGGAGUUCAUCAGGCCAGAUUUUGACGAGAGCUGGACCAUAAUCCAAGAUCGGCUGCAGAUGGACUCCAUGGUUAUCAAAGGCCUUGAUCCAGAUACCAACUACCGGUUUGCUGUGAGAGCCAUGAAUGCCCAUGGCUUCAGCCCACGCAGCCUGCCCAGCAACACCAUCCGAACCCUGGGCCCUGAGGAGGCAGGAAGUGGCCGCUAUGGACCUCAGUAUAUCACCAGUAUGGGAGUGAGUGAGGAUGAUGAUGGAUCUGAAGACGAGCUGGAUCUGGAUGUGUCCUUUGAGGAGGUUAAACCACUUCCUGCUACCAAAGCUGGGAAUAGGAAGUUCUUGAUGGAAUCCAAGAAGAUAUCUCUCUCUAACCCAGAAAUGGGUUCCAGGCAUGCACAACCUACCUCCGCAUCUCUCCCUGAAACUACAGUGGCCAUCCCACACACCCCUGCCCAGCGGAAGGGGAAAAACAGUGUGGCCGUGAUGUCAAGACUCUUUGACAUGUCCUGUGAUGAAACACUCUGCUCAGCUGACAGCUUCUGUGUCAAUGACUACACCUGGGGAGGCUCACGAUGUCACUGCAACCUGGGCAAAGGAGGGGAGGGCUGCUCAGAAGAUAUCUUUAUUCAGUAUCCUCAGUUCUUUGGUCACUCCUACGUAACCUUUGAGCCCCUGAAGAAUUCUUAUCAGGCAUUUCAGAUCACUCUGGAAUUCAGGGCAGAGGCAGAGGAUGGCUUGCUGCUCUACUGUGGGGAGAGUGAACACGGGAGAGGUGACUUCAUGUCCCUGGCUCUCAUCCGGCGCUCCCUCCACUUCAGGUUUAAUUGUGGAACUGGGAUUGCUGUCAUCGUAAGUGAGACCAAAAUCAAACUUGGAGCAUGGCACACAGUGACACUAUACAGAGAUGGGAUGAAUGGGCUGCUGCAGUUGAAUAAUGGCACCCCAGUGACAGGCCAGUCCCAGGGCCAGUACAGUAAAAUUACCUUCCGGACACCUCUGUACCUUGGUGGCGCUCCCAGUGCUUACUGGCUGGUGAGAGCAACAGGGACAAACCGUGGCUUCCAAGGCUGUGUGCAGUCACUUGCUGUUAAUGGGAAGAGGAUUGACAUGAGGCCCUGGCCACUGGGAAAGGCCCUAAAUGGGGCUGAUGUAGGGGAAUGCAGCAGUGGGAUCUGUGACGAGGCCUCCUGCAUCAACGGAGGAACCUGUGCAGCCAUCAAAGCUGACUCCUACAUCUGCCUCUGUCCCCUGGGGUUCAGAGGGCGACAUUGUGAAGAUGCAUUUGCCCUGAUGAUCCCUCAAUUCAGAGAGUCAUUGAGGUCCUAUGCUGCCACACCUUGGCCCCUGGAGCCCCAGCACUAUCUUUCUUUUACGGAGUUCGAGAUCACAUUUAGGCCAGACUCGGCGGAUGGUGUCCUCUUGUACAGCUAUGACACGGGCAGCAAGGACUUCCUGUCCAUCAAUAUGGCUGGGGGCCACGUGGAAUUCCGCUUCGACUGUGGUUCUGGGACUGGAGUUCUCAGGAGUGAGGAUCCCCUCACCCUCGGCCAAUGGCAUGAGCUGCGUGUGUCUCGAACAGCAAAGAAUGGUAUCUUACAGGUGGACAAGCAGAAGGUAGUAGAAGGGAUGGCAGAGGGAGGCUUCACCCAGAUUAAGUGUAACACAGAUAUUUUUAUUGGCGGAGUCCCAAACUACGAUGAUGUCAAGAAAAACUCGGGCAUCCUCCAUCCAUUUAGUGGGAGCAUCCAGAAGAUCAUCCUGAAUGACCGGACCAUCCACGUGAAGCAUGACUUUACAUCUGGCGUGAACGUGGAGAAUGCGGUUCACCCCUGUGUGGGGGCCCCCUGUGCCCACGGAGGCAGCUGUCGGCCCAGGAAGGAGAGUUAUGAGUGUGACUGUCCCUUGGGCUUCGAGGGCCUGAACUGCCAGAAAGAGUGUGGGAACUACUGCCUCAAUACUAUUACAGAAGCCAUCGAGAUCCCACAGUUCAUCGGCCGCAGUUACCUGAUCUAUGACAAUCCAAAUAUCCUCAAGAGGGUGUCAGGAUCAAGAUCAAAUGCCUUCAUGAGGUUUAAGACAACCGCCAAGGAUGGCUUACUGCUGUGGAGGGGAGAUAGCCCCUUGAGACCUAACAGUGACUUCAUUUCCCUAGGCCUUCGGGAUGGAGCCCUGGUGUUCAGCUACAACUUGGGCAGUGGCGUGGCUUCCAUCAUGGUAAAUGGUUCCUUCAGCGAUGGCCGGUGGCACCGAGUCAAGGCUGUCAGGGAUGGCCAAUCGGGGAAGAUUACUGUGGAUGACUAUGGAGCCAGAACAGGCAAGUCACCUGGCAUGAUGAGGCAACUUAACAUCAAUGGGGCUCUGUAUGUGGGUGGAAUGAAGGAAAUCGCUCUGCACACAAACAGACAAUACAUGCGAGGCCUCGUGGGCUGCAUCUCUCACUUCACCCUGUCCACCGAUUACCACAUUUCCCUUGUGGAAGAUGCUGUGGAUGGGAAAAACAUCAACACCUGUGGAGCUAAGUAA